AUAUUAUGGCAGAAGCCGAUCAAGUUGAACUCGACUUGUGGCUAUAAAUAUGCCAAAAUUUGAGUCCUAGGGACACCAGGGCAAUUCAUUCAAAUUCACAGACAUAGUCACACACACACGGAGAUGGAUGUGACGCUGUCUAUAGAUGAACCGGAGAGUUGGGAGCAGAGAAGGCGGAGAUUGGAAGCGAUAAUGGGGUGCGACCCAGGCCAGCGACAGCACGAUCCCGCAGAAUCGGACAAGAUUAUGGAUCCCCGGCUAUUCUCGAUCGCAAAGGAAGGGGACAUUGAUAAGUUCAUCAAAGCCCUGGAGGAUCAUUGUGCCAAGGAAAGAGUGUCAUUGCCCGUCCUUCUCGGGCUACGCAGCCCCUCCAAGAAUACACUGCUUCACGCUGCGGCAGAGAGUGAUGAUAUUGUCAGAGCAGUCAUCGAGUUUGUCCCUCGGCACUUGAUCUCCUGUCAGAACUCCAGAGGAGAGACGCCGCUGCACAUUGCGGUCAGAGCCGGGAAAACCGGUGCGGUGGAGCUUCUACUUCCCCGGGGGAACCCAACAUGCACUGACCACAGCGGCAACUCCCCUCUGCACGAUGCCGUGAGGAAUCGCCGUUAUGACGUGAUCCAUCAGCUCCUGAGUGAAGACCCCAAUCCGCUGUAUCGUCACGAUAAGGGAAGCAAGUCCCCAUGGUGCCUAGCGGUCGAAACCGGGGACUUGGAGGUUCUCAGGAUCUUGUUGGAAGGGCCAAACGAGGACGAAGACCAGAGGAGAUCAGAGAGUGGAAGUGUCUUCGGCAUGUCGCCGGUUCAUUAUGUACCAGAAAAUGGAUAUGCUGACCAUGAUGUGGGCAAAGAAGCCGUGGCUAUUUGAAUUGAAAGAUGCAGGAGGCGGCACUCCCCUCCACUACGCAGCGUUCACGAAUUAUUUCGAUGGAGUCACGUUCUUGAAAGAGAAAUUGCC
This is a messenger RNA of Rhodamnia argentea, 954 nucleotides long. Its product is annotated as ankyrin-1-like. The transcript is spliced from 3 exons. NCBI's taxonomy places the organism in Eukaryota, Viridiplantae, Streptophyta, Magnoliopsida, Myrtales, Myrtaceae. Gene Ontology annotation, molecular function: protein binding. Bases 124 to 864 code for a protein of 246 amino acids. The record is from RefSeq and is a predicted model, not a curated record.